This is a messenger RNA of Sinocyclocheilus grahami, 1895 nucleotides long. RefSeq names its product sodium-coupled neutral amino acid transporter 4-like. Lineage: Eukaryota; Metazoa; Chordata; Actinopteri; Cypriniformes; Cyprinidae. The record is from RefSeq and is a predicted model, not a curated record. The transcript has 14 exons. Gene Ontology annotation, cellular component: plasma membrane. The coding region runs from base 71 to 1579 and encodes 502 amino acids. Gene Ontology annotation, biological process: amino acid transmembrane transport. Gene Ontology annotation, molecular function: L-amino acid transmembrane transporter activity.
UAGCUCUAACCAAACUUCUCUGGUUCUUUUUCCAGUUCUUUUCCCAAAGACACAAUCCUUAGCUGUAAACAUGGAGCGUAUGGAGCUGAAGAAAGUGAGCACUGAGGCGGACGAUGAAAGCAGCAUGGACGAACGCUUCACGCCCAUCGAUUCGGAGAAGGCCACCAUCAGCAGCUCACUUCUGGAUGAGGACGACGCACAGAGUCAGAAGUUUCUCACCAAUGGCAUCAUGAAGAAGAAGAAAUAUGAUGAAGAAUAUCACCCGGGUCACACGUCAUUUGGGAUGUCUGUCUUUAACCUCAGUAACGCCAUCAUGGGCAGUGGAAUUCUGGGAUUGUCCUUCGCCAUGGCCAACACUGGCAUCAUACUGUUUGUCAUCCUCCUGCUUGGAGUCGCUAUCCUGUCGCUGUACUCUGUUCAUCUGUUACUAAUGACGGCCAAAGAAGGAGGCUCGCUGAUCUACGAGAAGCUCGGGGAAAGAGCGUUCGGAUGGCCGGGAAAAAUGGCAGCUUUCGGAUCAAUAACUCUGCAGAAUAUAGGAGCCAUGUCCAGCUACCUGUUCAUAGUCAAAUACGAGCUGCCGGAGGUGAUUCGAGCUUUUCUGCGGCUGGAGGAGAACUCUGGGGAAUGGUAUAUGAACGGGAAUUACGCGGUGGUGUUGGUGUCCAUCGGCAUCAUUCUGCCGCUGUCUCUGCUGAAGAACCUGGGGUAUCUGGGGUACACCAGCGGCUUCUCUCUCUCGUGCAUGGUGUUCUUUCUGGGAGUGCUGAUCUAUAAGAAGACGAUCCUGCCCUGUCCUCUGCCGUUCUUCUACCAGCACGAGUCCAACAUGAGCGUGAACGGCUCGGAGGCUCUGGGUCUGUACUCGCUGCAGAACGCCUCGGCUCUGGCGUAUAUCUCUGACGCUCAGCCGGAUCCUCACGCUCCGGUGCUCGACCCUCUCCACAGCGCCGUCCAGUUUACACCUCACCCUGAUGACCACCAGGACAUACUCGUGUUCCUCAGUCGCUCUCGGAGGAAGAUGCAGACGGUGUCAAACCUGUCCAUCCUGGCCAUGCUGGUGAUGUACCUGCUCUCCGCUCUGUUUGGUUACCUGACGUUUUAUGAUCACGUCGAGGCAGAGCUGCUUCACACCUUCACAAAGGUCUACAAGUUUGACACGAUGCUUCUGCUGGUGCGUUUGGCUGUGCUGACGGCCGUGACGCUGACCGUUCCCAUAGUGCUGUUCCCUAUCCGUUCUUCAGUCAUCACGCUGUGUUUCGCUGGGAAAGAGUUCAGCUGGAUCCGACACUUCCUCAUCGCCGCUGCUAUACUGGCCUUCAACAACCUCCUGGUGAUCUUCGUCCCCACCAUCAGAGACAUCUUCGGCUUCAUCGGUUCGUCUGCAGCCACCAUGCUCAUCUUCAUCCUACCGGCGGCGUUUUACCUGCGGCUGGUCAAGAGUUUACCUUUCAGAUCGCCUCAGAAAAUAUCUGCAGCCAUUUUCCUGGUGGUGGGCAUCUUCUUCAUGAUCGGCAGCUUGUCUCUGAUCAUCUUGGACUGGAUUCACAACCCGCCGGGCUCGAAAGGUGCUCAUUAAAGCUCCGGCGGUCAUCUGCUGAAGCCGUUUCAUCCCAGAGCUCAUCUCUCGACACGGACGAACCCUGUGCCUCUACCUCUCUCUCCUCUCAUAAGCUCUCGUUUGUGUUUUUAACUUCUCCCGGCUCUCAGAUCACUGCGUUCACGAGUCUCGCUCAGUACGAAAGAUGGAAAGAGAGAGAGAGUUGGGCAGAAGGGCUCAUCAAAUAAGCACUUGAGGAUUUUUAUCAAGACAUACCAACAAUCACGUUUUCUUCUUGUUUGCCUUCAUUAGCUGGUCAUAGAUAGUUAGUUAGUUAGUUAGUUUGUUGUUAUUA